AUGGACCAGCAGGAUCGACUUACUUUAAUUGCCAGUAGCAUCCCCGCAGUUGAACCUCCCCUCUCUCCCCAAUUCUCCCCGCCCCCUGAACCCAAACAAACCCUAGCUUACAAUCCCGAUCCCACAGAACCCAUUUUCGCCAUGGACGACUCCAGCGACGGCGGAGCCACCGCCGGCGGCACUAAGAAGAAGCCUUCUGCGGCGGCCGCCAAGGGGAAGGCGACGGGAAAAGGGAAGGCCACCUCCAAGGCGGUGCCCAAGGCCAAGGAGAGCAGCCUCCUCAAGCAGAAAUCGCCCGCAGAGUUCUUCGCGGAAAACAAGAACAUCGCUGGUUUUGACAAUCCUGGAAAAUCUUUGUACACCACAAUGCGGGAGCUAGUUGAGAAUGCUCUUGAUUCAGCUGAGUCCAUCUCCGAGCUCCCCGAUAUAGAAAUUACUAUAGAAGAGAUCACUAAGAGCAAAUUCAACACAAUGAUAGGACUAGUUGACAGAGAGCGUGUUGAUGAAGCACUCUAUGAUGAUUUUGAAUCAUCUAAGGCUCGUGAGAAACGCCUAGCUAAAGAAGCACGUUUCCAAGAAACUCAAGCCAAAAAUUCUGCUCUAGGGAAGAAAGUUAAGGACACUCCAGCUGCUCGUGGAAAAGGUCGGGGCGAGGCUUCAUUUUUUAGAGUGACUUGCAAGGAUAAUGGCCGAGGUAUGCCGCAUGAAGAUAUCCCAAACAUGUUUGGGAGAGUGCUAUCGGGAACAAAAUAUGGUUUGAGGCAGACGCGUGGAAAAUUUGGGCUUGGUGCUAAAAUGGCACUUAUUUGGUCAAAGAUGAGUACGGGCCUUCCUAUUGAUAUUAAGUCAUCGAUGAAAGGCCAAGAUUAUAUCACGUUCUGUCGACUUGACAUAGAUAUUCAUAAAAAUGUCCCUCACAUUCAUUUACAUGAGAAACGUGAGAACAAUGAUCACUGGCAUGGGGCAGAGAUUCAAGUUAUUAUUGAGGGAAAUUGGACAACUCAUCGUUCAAGGAUACUACAUUACAUGCGACAGAUGGCUGUCAUUACUCCAUAUGCUCAAUUCCUAUUUAGAUUUCUCUCAGAUGCAGCAGAAAAAAAUUUGACGAUAAAAUUUGCGCGAAGGACAGAUGUUAUGCCUCCUGUCCCACUUCUGACAAAGCAUCAUCCAUCUGCUGUCGAUUUGCUGCUGAUAAAGCGCUUAAUUACAGACACUACAAAGCCAAAUCUUUUGCAGUUUCUGCAACAUGAAUUUGUGAAUAUAAGCAAAGCACAUGCUGACCGUUUAAUUGGGGAAAUGGGGCCUGAUUUUAGUGCAAAAACAACAGUCAACAGCCUUACAUCACAACAGUUAGUACGAAUACAUCAGUUGUUUCGGCAGGCUAAGUUUGAUGAUCCCAGUGGCAAUUGUCUUAGCCCUGCAGGUGAAUACAAUUUACGUCUAGGUAUCAUAAAAGAGCUGCACCCUGAUCUGGUUGCAACACACGCAAGCAGCCCUCAGGUUUUUGAAGGGCAUCCGUUUAUUGUUGAAGCCGGAGUAAGCAUUGGUGGAAAAGAUGUUAAACAAGGUCUAAAUAUUUUUAGGUUUGCAAACCGCAUACCACUUCUUUUUGAACAAGGUGCUGAUGUCAUCACAAGAACUGCCCUAAAAAGGAUAAAUUGGAGCAUCUACAAAAUUAAUCAGCAGCAGGACAAGAUUGGUGUCUUCGUGAGCAUUGUCAGUACAAAGAUACCUUUUAAAGGAACUGGAAAAGAGUAUAUUGGGGAUGAUAUAACCGAGAUAGCAGAUGCUGUCAAGUCAGCUCUUAAGCAGUGCUGUGUCCAACUGAAGUCAAAGAUAGUGAAGAAACUUCAGGCUCGUGAACAGCAGGACAGGAAAAGGAACCUGAACAAAUACAUUCCUGAUGUGGCAAGAACAAUUAUGGAGACUCUGGGAGAACUUGCAGACGAGUCUCCCCCCAAGAGGCCACGGUUUGACAAGGAAGACGAGGAACUCCUCGAGAAAAUAAAUUCGGAGGAAGUGACAGAAAUGACUUUGAGAGAUUGCUUAACGCAGCAUGUUGAACAGGUUGACUAUGAAAUGGCACUGGAGUAUGCCAUGCAGAGUGGCGUGAGCGAAGAGCCCCGUGAAGCAAUCUAUCUGAACUCGCUCGACGGAUCUUACAAGUUCGUCGACUUCCAGAGCCCUGCUUUCGUGUUUAGGUUCAUCCCGUGA
This is a messenger RNA of Triticum turgidum subsp. durum (durum wheat), 2214 nucleotides long. The record is from the annotation of a GenBank genome assembly. NCBI's taxonomy places the organism in Eukaryota, Viridiplantae, Streptophyta, Magnoliopsida, Poales, Poaceae.